Molecule: messenger RNA, 3913 nt
Organism: Siniperca chuatsi (mandarin fish)
Lineage: Eukaryota; Metazoa; Chordata; Actinopteri; Centrarchiformes; Sinipercidae
Exons: 5
Coding region: 710-1363 (217 amino acids)
Biological process (GO): canonical NF-kappaB signal transduction
Source: RefSeq, a predicted model, not a curated record
CAAUACUUCUGUACUUUUACUUGUAUUGCUUCUUUAAUUUAAGUAAAGUAUCUGAAUACUUUAUUCACGUGUUGACAUGUUAGGAGGGCAUUGCUGUGGCUGUCUAGUUUUUUUGGGAAUAUCAUUGACUCAUUUCAUGCCUAUUCAGAAUGCAGUAACUUGGAUAGCAAACAGGAAACACCUUCUUCGUUCUGCCCAUCUAUCUUCUGUCUUCUUCUAACUUUUCCAUCCGUCACAACAGAUCUCAAAUCACUGAAACCUGAUGAAGAAAAUCAGAUUUUAAAACCUUCAAAAACAGUACAGUACAAUGCUGUGCUUCUUUUACAUUACAUAGAGCCUGACUCUCCUCUUUUGAGUCUAUGCAAAAAAGUACUCUGCAGGCGCUCAUGUAACAGUCUGAGUGAUGGCAAGGUUCCUUUUUAUACUAAAAGGGUUUCACUUCCCUGUUUUCAAGAGCUACUUCCUUAUGUUUAACAUUUUCCAACGCAGUGUAUGAGUUACACGAGUAGAGCAUAAUUUCCAUUAGCCCACCUGAGAAGAAACAGACUCGUCAUACAGUAACUGUGGUUGGAAGCCUGUUCAAGAUGGAGGAGGCUGGUGGAGGAGAAAACAGUGAAUGCAGCUGUAAGAAAUCCUGAAUCCUGAGUCUUGAAUUCUUGGAGCAGCGACAGAUGAGCUUAUAAGGGCUGCAGAUCCCGGAGCUGGUGAGAUGGAGGAAGCGUACAAUGAACUGUACCAGCAGUUUCUUCAACUGAGGUCACUUUGCCUGAGACAGGCAGCUCUGUUACAUCAACUCACAACAGCUCUGCCGAAACAGCAAGGUGCCACUGUUCCUAAUGGAGAGUUGAGUGAUAUGAUGUCCAUCCCUGUCCAGUGUACCCAAGAAAUCCCUGUCUAUCUCCAUGAAAAGCCUCAACCACUAACAGCCACAGCACACAACCGUGCAGCGCAGUGUGGCUCUCUCUCUAGAAAUGUGGGGACUUUCUCUGAUCUCCUCACUGAAGAUAUGUCCAAGCUCUGUGUGGAAGAGCCUCGUCAGAGAAAGGAAGAUGGGAAGUUGGAGCAAAAGGUCUCACCCCUGUUAAGCCUGGACCCCUCGCGGUGGCAAGGAGCCUCUUCCAGUGUCUCAAAACAUCAUCCUCAAACAGAUCAUCCUCGUGGAGACAAGAUGAUGCACACAGUGAGGAUAUUUGCGUCGGACAGUGCCUCCACGGUCGGUGACUUUGGGAGUCAGUCUGGCAGGUUGCUGAUGUCAGAUGUGGCGCUGCAGUCUCAUGUUUGUGAGUUCUGCCAGGCGGUUUUCCCCGGAGACACAACCACUAGAGGAGAGUUCCUACGCCAUCUUUACACCCACGUCACGUAGACUAAACUGACCUGAGUUUUCCUCCUGACAUAUGAGUUAUGUGUUCAAAUGAUAUGCUGUGAUGGAGCAGGUUAUAACUCAGUUAACUUGAUCUCUGGAAACAACAUUGAAGUUGAACUGUUCUUCAUAUGGUUAGCUGUUUGCCUAUGGGUGAACUUGCAGAUGCUGAUGCUGGCAUUGUUUUCUGUCUCUGAGUUGUGAAAUGAAGGGUGGAAAUAGACUUCCUAUGCUACCUCCAUAAAAACACAUUUUCUUACAUACACCUACAGUACUACUGUAGUAUCUAGCCAUGGUUUUAAUUGUUCAGGUCUUGCAAUAUUGGUCUCCGGAUAUGCCUCCGCCCUAAUACAUGGGGGUGAAUAGAAUUUCGUUUGUGGUGCUCACAGCAUAUUACAUAAAAAAAUUCAACAAUAUCUCGUUGCAGAAUUAGAGGUUAUUCCGUUACUCUGACCUUGCUGUACUGGUUUUUAUAGGGACUCUUUCUUCCGCAGAAAGCAGUGUUAACCUAACCCAAUCCAGACUUCAGCAAAUUACACCAAAGCUAUCUACAUGGCCAGAUACCACCAGAGUAUUUAUUUUAUUGUUGCGCUAACUGUUACUACUAGCUGCUUCAUUUAAUACAUGCGGCUCACAGAGCGAAAGCCUAUGAUAACAUGAAGUAUUGUCCAUAGAGUCUCCACUCCAUUUUUACUUUCAACUACAUAUUUCCUGAGAUCUUCGUUAAUUGAUGUACACUGAUCGUGCUCCUCCCCUGAUGCUUUAAUGUAGCCCAUGAUAGCACCAGGAAAUACAAUACUUUUUCUGCUUUGGUGACUAUAAUGCCUAAACAACACUAAACACUGCUCUACAGUUUGAGAUUAAUAGAGAUUACAUGUGUUUGAAGAACCCUAGAUCCUGAUGGUUUGCAUAUAACUAUGUUUAUGAUUUUAAGUCGCUGUUUGAAAAGAUAAAUAUUAAGAUAAUUGUUAAAACUGAAAUAGGUAACUUUCCACACGUUGCCAUCCUCAAUCAAUAGCAAAGGUGACGGAGCAGCUAGUGCUGUGCUUGUUACAUCUUUACCGUCUCACCUUGCCGUUGUUGGUAACCUGUUAUGAAGUGGUUGAAAUUAAUUAAUUAAAAAUAUUACACCUUUAUGUAACUGUAACUUUGUUUGCCCUGGUUUUAGAGGCAAAUGUCAACAUAUUUAUUCUGAAUGACUGUGUGUUAUAAGGAAAAUCUAUUCUAUCUAAUCUAUUUGUGACAGAAUGAUGCCCAAGCCAGUGUGGGUCUUGGCUGAUCCCUGCAUUUCACUGUGAACAAAGUUACUUAUCAAGUCUGCUUUAAUUAUGGCAUCAUUUAAAUGAUCUUUUUCAAGCUUGGAUAAGCUGAAAAUAUUAAUUAAGUUAAUAAUUUAAAAUAUUACCUUACAAGCUUUUUGGAAUGUGCACAGGCAAACACACGCUUAGCUUUGUGUCAUGUCCUAGUAAACAUUGCCCAUUGCUUGUAUUAGAGAAAUCUGAAUGCUCAUCUGGAUGAUCCUAAAAGAUAUUUCGAAGAUUUGAAUACAGAUAAUUAGACUUCCUAAUUUAAUUAAUGGCCAUCCUGCUACUUUUUAAAUGUUUACAGUCAAGCAUUAAACUGAUCAGCUGUCUGCUGCUUAGCUCUGUGUUCCUGAGGAAAGAGCAUGGGCUAAGAAUAGACUCAAAUAUUUAACUCCCUAAUUAGUGUUGAUGACAGCUGAUUGACGACGACGGCUCCCCUUAUCUGUUGCUACAUUCAUUGUUGCUCUCACAGUAAAGAAAACCAACUUGGAUAUAAUUGCUCUUGUAUAAUCAAAAGGGUAAAGGCACCUUUUUAUAUAAACAUCAUGUUUAACAGCUGACCAGGUUUCUUUGGAAUUGGUCCAAUGGAGGAGGAUGAAGUGUAAUUCUCUAACAAGAGUCUAUAGCCAUGCUAGCGACAUAAGCACAGCGGUGCUUUGCAUUAAAUGCUAAUGUUAGCAUGCUAACAUGCUCACAAUGAUAAUGUUAGCAUGUUGAUGUUUAGCAGGUAUAAUGUUUGCCAUCCUAGUUUAGCAUGUUAGCGUUCUAACAUUUGCUAAUUAGCAAUGAACACAAAGUGUAGCUAACGCUGGUAGGGAUGUCAUAAGCUUUGCAGGCAUUUGGUCAUGAACCAAAGAUCAACAGAAAUUUUGAUCUAUGGUGGAGCUAGAUGAAACAAUUUUUUUACAAAUCAUCCUCUGGGGACCAUGAAUGUGUGUCAUGACAAUCCAUUGUGUGUUUGAUGAGAUAUUUCAAUAAAAACAAAAAAUAUCAACCUCAUAGAGAAAAAGUCAAAGGAUCACCAAAGUCAGUAGGAUUCAUCCUCUGGGUACCUUGAAUGUAUGCAAAAGAUUUCAUGGCAAUUCAUUCAGACAUUGCCAUCCUUAACGCUGCUAGCAUGGCUCAUAAUAGCAAUGCUUCAUUUUAACUUUUAAUAUUUACAUUGUACGCCAACCUUCGUGAUUUCAUGUUACACAUACUGUAACUACAGUGAAAUAAACUAACAAUUAUUUGUGGCUUUGAAAUCCUA